AUGCUAACUAGGGAAGAAUCAAAAGAUUCUUCCGCGUCCUCCUCUUCCAGAGAAUUAUUCAAAUUUUUUAAUAAAUUGCUUGUUGGCCAAUCUGCUGUUCCCGAAUUUAUCUUAGACAAUUAUAUGCUUUUUUCUAUUGUCAAAUUAAAAGAUGGCUCUGCUACUUAUUUUGGCUUACUUGAUAGCUGGUAUUUAAUGAGUAAAAUAGAAAUUGUCAACAAAAAUAGAAAAAGCAUUUCCUUCAUUCGUGAAAAAAAUUCAGAAACUGCGACUGAAUCUCAGGUUUUAGAAGGAAUGGCAUAUAAAGAAAAAGAAGAUGCCAUCCGUGCAAAGGGAAAAAGAGAUUUUCAAACUUCAUCUAGAUGUUUUUUAUCUGCAGCUAAAUAUUUCCAAAAAAUUGGUGAUGAUUAUAAUCUUUUAGAAGCUGCUGGAUGUUACGAGGAUGCAUACAAAUCCCUACAACAGUUAAAUCAACUUGAUAAAGCGCUUAAAGCAUUAGAAACUGCCGCUUCAAUUUAUGAAGCGAAUGAUCGUCAACAUUCUCGUGCGGCUCGUACGUAUGAAUCGCUCGCCGAGCAACAUAAAAAGAUUACUAACCCUAAUCGAAAUUUGGAAAAGGCGCUCGCUAUGCACAAAAAAGCUGCUGAACUUUUUGAGUUAGAUGGCGAUGGUCGCUACUUAUUUUCCCUUAUAUCACAAGCUGAAUUGUCUGCUGAGCUUGGUUACUAUGAACAAGCCAUUAUACUAUUUGAACAAAUAACUGCUACUGCCGCAAAUGAUUCAUUGCUUAACUUUAAAGUCAAAGAUCACAUUUUUUGGCAAUGCCUAUGUAUAAUUGCUUUGGAUGAUUGGGUUAGGCUCGAAAAACAACUGGCUCAGUCUUCCGAAUCAUAUCCAAUCUUUACAGAUAGUAGAGAAUCUUUUGCUACGGCUUGUAAAAAAUAUGACGAAUUAACAAAGCUAACGCCUUGGCAAACUAAUAUUUUACUUAAAGCCAAAAAAGGUUUAGAAGUUGAAGAUUUGCAGUGA
Molecule: messenger RNA, 1029 nt
Organism: Dentiscutata erythropus
Lineage: Eukaryota; Fungi; Glomeromycota; Glomeromycetes; Diversisporales; Gigasporaceae
Source: the annotation of a GenBank genome assembly